Molecule: messenger RNA, 804 nt
Organism: Brassica oleracea var. oleracea
Lineage: Eukaryota; Viridiplantae; Streptophyta; Magnoliopsida; Brassicales; Brassicaceae
Product: HVA22-like protein c
Exons: 5
Coding region: 84-638 (184 amino acids)
Source: RefSeq, a predicted model, not a curated record
GUUUUUUUAACAUAGAGAGAAAGUCAGAAAGAGAAGAAGAAAAAAAAAAGUUUUAAGAAACUGGAGCCUGGAGGGUAGUAUUAAUGCCUUCUAAUUCUGGAGAUGAUAAUGUUCUUCAAGUUCUCAUCAAGAACUUCGAUGUCCUUGCUCUCCCAUUGGUUGCUCUCGUCUACCCUCUAUAUGCAUCAGUGAAAGCCAUAGAGACAAAAUCAUUAGCAGAAGACGAGCAAUGGCUCACCUACUGGGUUCUCUAUGCAAUCAUCUCCCUCUUCGAACUCAUUUUCUCCAAACUUCUUGAUUGGUUUCCGAUAUGGCCGUUCUUGAAGCUGAUCGGGAUAUGCUGGCUUGUGCUACCACAGUUUAAUGGAGCAGAACAUGUCUACAGACAUUUUAUCAGGCCAUUCUACAUGAAUCCUCAAAGAGCUUCCACCAAUAUUUGGUAUGUUCCUCAAAAGAAAUUGAAUUUCUUCCCCAAACGUGACGACGAUGACAUCCUCACUGCUGCUGAGAAAUACAUGGAAAAACACGGCACUGACGCAUUUGAGCGAAUGAUCGUCAGGAAGGAUAGUUAUGAAAGAGGGAGGAGAGGAGGAGGAAGCAAUGAUUAUAUGACCUUUGAUGACGACUAUAGAUACUAAGUUUACCAUGUUUAUAAUGGGUGGUCGAUCACUGUUAUCGCCAUCCUUUUUGGCCACAUUCAGUUGUAAGCUAGAUGUGUGACUAUUGUCUUAUAUAUCGCUUUUAUAAUUGCCAGGUUUGUGUCUUGUAUCCUCUAUUUGAUAUAAGGUUUGUUCUUCCAAAUCA